AUGGAGGCGCAACAGGGACCGCGCCGGUUCUCUGGUAACAGCGCGCUCGUUCGUCCCAUACUGGAUGAUGGUGUCAAUGUCAAGAAGAACACCAACUACGGUGCAAUAGUCGCGGACGCGAGUGAGGAAGAAACGCUGAUAGAAAGAGAUGGAGGAGAGGUCAGGACCAGCCCAGGGAAGGAGACGAGACUUCUGAUCAAGUAUUCGGUACCACUGUGUCUGACCUACGUUCUGCAAUACAGCUUCAGUUUGAUCACCAUAUUUGUGGUCGGGCACAUUGGAACAGAUGAGCUUGGCGCUGUGUCCCUAGCUACCAUGACGGCCAAUAUCACGGGCUUGGCGGUGUAUGAAGGCCUUGCUACGAGCUUGGAUACGCUGUGUGCGCAGGCGUAUGGAAGUGGAAGGAAAGAACAGGUUGGUCUGCAUUUGCAACGCAUGGUGCUGUUCAUGCUGCUAGUCACAGUUCCCAUUGCCGCUGUGUGGUUGUUCUCAGGAUGGAUUUUGGCCGCACUAGUCCCCGAAAGAGAGCUGGCGUACAUGGCAGGCCACUAUUUGCAGAUACUCCUCGCAGGCGCUCCGGGAUAUGCCAUCUUCGAGGCAGGAAAGCGGUUCACGCAGGCACAGGGCUUGUUCAAUGCUUCACUUUUUGUGCUUAUGGUUGCGACACCCGUCAACAUCGUCCUGAACUACCUCUUCGUUUUCGUUUUGGACUGGGGCCUUACUGGAUCUGCGCUGGCAACAGUCGUCUCGAAUACGCUUCUGCCAAUUCUUCUUUGCAUAUACGUCUAUUUCAUCGCGCCAUCAAGUCUGGAAUGCUGGAAUGGCUUCACACGCGCAGCACUCACCAACUGGGGUCCCAUGACCAAGCUGAGCCUCCCCGGAGUUGUUAUGGUAGAAGCAGAAUGGCUGGCGUUUGACAUUCUAACCUUCUCCGCUUCUUACCUCUCGACAGAACAUCUCGCUGCCCAGAGCGUCGUCAUGACCACCGCAGUUAUGAUAUACCACAUCCCCUUCAGUACCAGCGUCGCCGUAUCCACUCGCUUGGGCAACCUCAUUGGGGCCGGUGCGCUCCCGGCGGCUCGCAUCGCAACACGUACAUACAUUGUCAUCUUCCUCAUCAUCGGGGUUGUAGACGCUGCGCUCUUGACCCUUCUCCGACAUAUCCUACCUCGAGCAUUUACCUCCGAUCCCGAAGUCAUUCGAAUCGCCGCUUCCGUGAUGCCCAUUCUUGCGCUUUUCCAGCUCUCCGACGCGGGAUGCGCACUAGCAAAUGCCAUCUUGCGCGGCCUGGGCCGCCAGGACAUCGGUGGCUAUGUCAAUCUCGGUGUGUAUUAUCUCGUGGCCAUCCCAGUCGCGUUUGCUCUUUGCUUUGGGCCGCUGAAGUUGGAGUUGUAUGGCUUGUGGACCGGAUGUUUGGUGGGAAGUUGUUUGAUCUGGAUGAUUGAGGGCGUGUACUGCAAAUUGUGGAAGUGGCAACAUGCCAUUGACGAAGCGCAAGUAAGAGAGGGGGAUGAGGAAUGA
Messenger RNA from Didymosphaeria variabile, 1521 nucleotides. RefSeq lists its product as uncharacterized. NCBI's taxonomy places the organism in Eukaryota, Fungi, Ascomycota, Dothideomycetes, Pleosporales, Didymosphaeriaceae. Gene Ontology annotation, molecular function: xenobiotic transmembrane transporter activity; antiporter activity. The transcript has a single exon. Gene Ontology annotation, biological process: xenobiotic detoxification by transmembrane export across the plasma membrane. Bases 1 to 1521 code for a protein of 506 amino acids. The record is from RefSeq and is a predicted model, not a curated record. Gene Ontology annotation, cellular component: membrane.